AUGGCGGCCGGGCCGCCCGAGCGGCCGCGGGCCCCGGAGGAGGGGGGCGGCCCAUGCGUCUGCGGGGCGGUCAAGUACGUGUUCAGCCCCCGGCGGGCGGGGUGGGUGGCGACAAGUACGAACGUGCGGGUCCUGGCGCCGCACCGGGAAGCCGCCAGGGGCGGCAUGCGCGCCUGCUACGACGUGGAGGAGGUGGAGGAGGACGGCGGAAGGAUCCCGUGCGUUGCGAAGCUGUUCUUGCGGGACGUCUCCGACGUGGUCGAAAAGGACUACUUCGGCGAGGGCGAGGCGCAGUGCAUGUGCGAGGCGUUCGCCGAGAGCUUCAAUAAGGCCGCGUUCGCUGCCGGCACCGAGAGGCCCCACGUC
This is a messenger RNA of Trypanosoma conorhini, 366 nucleotides long. RefSeq names its product myosin heavy chain kinase A. Gene Ontology annotation, molecular function: protein serine/threonine kinase activity; ATP binding. The record is from RefSeq and is a predicted model, not a curated record. The annotation marks the transcript as partial. Gene Ontology annotation, biological process: protein phosphorylation. NCBI's taxonomy places the organism in Eukaryota, Euglenozoa, Kinetoplastea, Trypanosomatida, Trypanosomatidae. The transcript has a single exon.